This is a messenger RNA of Lasiosphaeria miniovina, 2300 nucleotides long. Its product is annotated as CrcB-like protein-domain-containing protein. The record is from RefSeq and is a predicted model, not a curated record. Bases 334 to 1941 code for a protein of 535 amino acids. Gene Ontology annotation, molecular function: fluoride transmembrane transporter activity. Lineage: Eukaryota; Fungi; Ascomycota; Sordariomycetes; Sordariales; Lasiosphaeriaceae. Gene Ontology annotation, biological process: fluoride transmembrane transport. Gene Ontology annotation, cellular component: plasma membrane. The transcript has a single exon.
CAGAAUGCAGGGAUGCGGCUGGGGGGUAACCGAACACCGCUUCCGAAUCCGGCCCGUCGUCGCUUCCGAGUUUCGACAUUUUGGAAAGCCAAGCUCCGAUCAAGGUUCCACGUUGCAGAUACUGGAUAAGAUCUUCUCACGUCAACUCCCUUCCCUUGUAUCAGAAAAAAUACGUAUCAGAAAAAAUACCCUAGGACACGAGGCUUUCCUCGUUGGCCAUGUGUUCGCAAAGCCGACCCGUCCUAAUGGUCUAGGUAGCUGAAUGCUCGAGCGCGCCCAUUGCCUCGGGCCAAGUCAACAUCGCGUUGCGUCGCACGGCGUCGCUGUCGCGUAAUGUCGCAGCCUAGCGAACACGAGCAUGGCCGUCAGGACGAAGCGAUGCCGGGACCACGACGUAGCACCGACUGCAACAGUCGCCGCCCUUCGAGAUCGUCUGCCGAAUACGGCGCCCCCGAGUCGUACCGUAAUCUCGACGGUGCCCUCGCGCCAGUUCGAGAUGCAGGGGAUGCCACGACGGCCCAGCAACCGCAGCGGCAGCCGUCUAGUCGGUCAUCGGCUAGGGAAGUCCGGAACGCGCGUCGCGCAUCGACCGCCUCCCGCGUGGAUUAUGACAACCCAGACGCGUAUGCCAACCUCGACGAGGUUAUUGACGUCUCGCCCGUCCAGAACCCGGACGAAGAGCCCACACGCCGGUUCGAGACACUAGAGCAGGUCCGGGCUCGCGACCGGGAAUACACUCGGGAUCAGAGACUUGAGGAGAGGAAGGCUUCCGGUGGCGAACCGCAGCCGGGUCUAGAAAUAGCGGCAGAAGAAAGCGGCAGAGUCGAGAUCUCGCGCCUGGCCACGCAGAUCUACACUGUUUCCUAUCUCGUGCUGUUCUCCAUCCUCGGUACCCUUGCUAGGCUGGGACUCCAGGCCCUGACGUCUUCGUACCCUGGGGAGCCUGUCAUCUUUGCGUCCCUCUGGCCCAACUUUGCUGGGAGUGCUGUGAUGGGGUUUCUUGCCGAGGACCGCAUGCUCUUCCGCGAUCCGCUGCAUGCGAACCGGACCCCGGAGGCGAAGCAAAGCAAGGGGCCAGACCAGGAGAGUGGCGGCUCUGGCGAGUCGCCGACCGCUGCGGACCUGGCCGCUGCAAAGAAAGAGCACGCCGCCAUAAAGAAAACCAUCCCGCUCUACAUCGGGCUGGCAACCGGGUUCUGCGGCUCCUUCACGUCGUUUUCGUCCUUCAUCCGUGACAUGUUCUUCGCCCUAUCGAACGAGCUGACCGCCCCGGGCGCCGGCGCCGAGGCGGCGAGGAACGGCGGCUAUUCCUUCAUGGCCGUGGUGGCCGUCCUGCUCGUGACAGUGUCGCUCUCGCUCUCGGGCCUGUUCAUCGGCGCCCACCUCGCCAUUGCGCUCGAGCCAGUCACGCCUGCCUUGACGAGCCUGUUCACCCGGAAAAUCGUCGACAGGCUCGCCGUGGUGCUUGGCUUCGGGUCGUGGAUCGGCGCCGUGCUGCUGUGCAUCUGGCCUCCGGACCGCGGCGGCCGCGGCCAGGAGACGUGGCGCGGCACGGCAACGUUUGCGCUCGUCUUCGCGCCGCUCGGCUGUCUGUGCCGCUUCUACGCGUCGCUCUGGCUGAACGGCCGCAUCGUCAGCUUCCCCCUCGGCACUUUCGCCGUCAACAUGGCCGGAACUGCUAUGCUGGGCAUGGCUUGGGACCUGGCGCACGUCCCCCUCGGCGGCGCCGUCGGCUGCCAGGUCUUGCAGGGCGUCCAGGACGGGUUCUGCGGCUGCUUGACCACCGUGUCGACCUGGGUGGUUGAGCUCGCGGCCCUCAGGCGCCGGCAUGCUUACGUUUACGGUGGCGCCAGUGUCGCGGUGGGCCUGGCGUUGCUGGUCGUCAUCAUGGGCAGCCUGAAGUGGACUGAUGGCUACGCCGCCUUGCUCUGUACCCAUUAGGCGGCCGUGUCUGCUGGUGUAAACAACUGUAAUAUGCUGUCUUGGCUGGCUUUGUGUUCACCUGAGGAGGGUAAAACACCCAAGUCUAGAUACCCCGAGCUAAAAAUAGCUCUAAUAGGAUUUGAUACUAAACCUUACCUCAAAUUCGAGAGUUUAUAUAUUUUCAUCUUCAAGACUUUCCAAUGUCUAGACUUCGCCAAUAUUUAAGAACUAGUUGGAGUUCAGCGGAAUUCCUCAUGGAACGUAAUUAGAGUACUUUACUAUUCCAUAUGCGCUCCCUACCUCCUGAUAUUGAUUUGGAGGCACCGAGUUAAACUUAAAACAUAGUCUAAUGCCUAAAUACCUAUCUACAAUUCUCU